Molecule: messenger RNA, 2362 nt
Organism: Nymphalis io (European peacock)
Lineage: Eukaryota; Metazoa; Arthropoda; Insecta; Lepidoptera; Nymphalidae
Product: nose resistant to fluoxetine protein 6-like
Exons: 13
Coding region: 142-1989 (615 amino acids)
Molecular function (GO): acyltransferase activity, transferring groups other than amino-acyl groups
Source: RefSeq, a predicted model, not a curated record
AUGCGCGUUUAUGUGUGCGUCAAAUAUUGCAACGGAAAUUUGUUCAUGUACUUUUGUUAAUGUAUUAAAUUGGUACAAAUGUAACAUAUUUGUUUUGUAAACUUCCGUUUUAAUUUUUGUUAUCAACAAAAUCUUAAAAGGAUGAAUUUAACUUAUCGAAUUUUAUUUUUUGUUUUAUUAUUACAUGAAACUUACGGUGUGAUAUAUUACUUAAAUGCAAGUGAAUAUGACCGCAUGCCACCGCUAUACAAACUAGAUGAUUAUGACUCUUGUCUUCAAAAACCUAGUGACGUGUACUGUUUAUUGAAUUUCCAAUUGGUGUCGGAUGAGCCGAAUGAACUCCUCCGCAUUAUUGAGGAAUAUUCAGAAUAUGCACAGUCACAUUACAAUCACACAAAUCUGAGACAUGGUGUGUGUGCGACGAAAAAAUGCCAAAGUUACAUAGAUAAUAAGGCAUCUGUCUCAGACCAAACCCUUGAGGGAUGCCUCAAUCAAACUUUUUGGAAUGAAUACCAAUUAAAAACAAAAAUAGAACACUAUUCCUGCCACAAUUUAUCCGAUAAACAUGUCGAGAUAGAUGGCGCUGAUAUCUUAACAGGAUUUAUAAUAUUAGGCGUUAUAUUGUUAAAUGUAAUCGGAAGCCUAUACGAUAUCUACGAUACGAAUAAAGAUAAAGGUAUGUUUACAUCUUUUCUUUUAUCAUUCUCAAUACAACGCAAUUGGAAAAGUCUAACAUCAACGAGACGCUUUUCGGAUCCGCGUUUGCAAAGACUUAAAAGUUUGAACGGGGUGAGGUGUGUUUCGGCAUAUGGAGUGAUAAUAGUUCAUUGUUUAUUCCCGUACCUUAUCGCUGUUGGAAACGUACAUGACUUGGAAUUGUCAUACUCCAAACCAUCUCUACAUGUAUUAUUUAAUGCAACACUUAUGAUUCAAAUCUUCUUUAUUAUUUCUGGAUUCUUUCUGGCUUAUAAAAUUGAAAUAAGUGAAGGGAAACCGUUGAACUGGAGAAUGAUUCCUAAAGGAAUAUUCAUCAGAUAUGUCAGAUUAACGCCAGUAUAUGCUUUGAUUAUACUUCUGACGGCAACAUGGUUUAAAUUUCUAGGACCUGCACCGCUAUGGGAGGUUACAGGAAACAUCAUGAUAUCAGAUUGUAGAAAACGUUGGUGGUUAAAUCUUCUAUAUAUGAACAACUACGUGUACAACGCCCAGUGUUUGCUGCACUCUUGGUAUCUCGCUGCAGAUAUGCAAUUAUGCUGCUUUGGCUUCUUCCUAUGCGUGCUACUCAAAAACAACAGACUGAGGUGGAAAAUAUUGACGUCUCUAUUUCUUAUUGGUAUUAUGAUGCCUGCUGUUCACACCUAUAUUCAGGAUCUCUAUCCCAUCGUCAUUAUUUGGCCAAGCGACGCCAGUUUAUUUUUUAAGACGGACCCUACUUUUAAUGAGACUUAUAAAAUGAGUCAUAGUAAUGUUGCUAGCUACGUCACAGGAAUAUCACUUGGUUACUUCGUAUACUGGUGGCAAAACAAGGAAAUAGAUACAAAGAAAUAUGCGAACUUUAGAUAUAUUUACUGGACCAUGGGUCCAUUGAUCAUUGCUUUAGUUAUGUCUGGCGCUGUUUUCUACAGACAGGCUGAGAAGGAACCCCUGUAUAUAAGAGUGAUUUACGCCGCAUUAGCUAAACCAACGAUCGCAAUAUUCGCUGCAAUACUGAUCGCUGGAAUGAUCUUUAAGUUGGAGAGUGUAUAUCGCAAAUUUUUCGAAUGUAAUAUCUGGACGAUACCAAGUCAAUUGACGUAUUGUGUAUAUUUAUUACACUACUUCUACCUUAUAAUAUACACCAAUAUGCAGACCAGUCUAAUACACCUGACGACAUUUAACAUGUUCGUUCUAUCCAUCUGCAUCACCCUCGCUUCUCUCAUAACAGCGGUUCCGCUGUUUCUACUUGUAGAAGCACCUUUUACGGGACUCACGAAACUGGUAAAAGAAUAACCAAAAAAAGACGUUAUGAUCGUCAAAGGCUGUAAGGACAAUGAAAGUGAAAUCACUAAUUUAUAAAAAGCUCAGCCGUGUGUACAUUGUAGUCCUUAUAAAGGCGCAGUGUCAUCAUUAAGUUACUUUUAUUGAUGUAGCUUUGCUUCAUUAAUAAGGUGACAUUUAAGAAGAGUGGGAUAAGCAUGAAAAAAGACAUACUAUGGAUUUUUUGAAUAACAUCUGCUGCUUGUUUUUGUGUACCAUGCAUCACAUAUUUUACUGUUAAACAUCAACGCUGUUGCUGUUCCGGUAUGAAGGGUGAGUGAGCUAAUAAGAUUAAAGGCACAAGGGAUAUUUUAGUUUAUAUAAAUAAACGUAAAGUAAAAUAAUU